CGCUUUUGUUGUUCCAAUCCAAUCGUCAACCUCAACCUCCUCCAGCUCGGGUGUUCUGCGAGACCGAUUUCUUCUCUGGUAUAGAAACUGCCAUCGACCAUAGAUCUGUUUACGUACCGGUCUUAUUUUGCAGUCGUGAAACAUACGAAAUGGCAUCUUGGGGCCUCCUCGACGACAAGGACGAAAACGAGCUGCAUAAGUCGCGACUUUUGAACGUCGAAGAAAAACCGUUCAAGCGCGUCACCAAGCGCCUGAACACCCUCCACGGCCUCACCCUUUCCCGAGCUCGUCAGGCACCGACACCGCCCCCCGAAACAAACGGCACCCCUCAUCAGCAACAGUCCGCCAACACCCCACAACAACGCGACGAUGGCACUCCCGCCCCGACCCCUUCCGGCGACGCCUCGCUCGACUUCGCGCAGCUCAAGGAAGACAUAACCCUAGACUUCGCCGCCUUUGACAGCAGCAUCGCCCGCCUCCAGUUCCUUCUGACAGCCAACGAGCGCGAGCGCGAGCGGUACGCGGCCGAGCGGCAGCGGAUUUCGGCCGCGUCGCAGUCGGUGCGCGACAAGACGACGCAGCUGCGGGCGCACCUCGAGCAAGCGCGCGCGAGGCUCGCGCAGCGCCGGCAGUUUGACGCGCUCGCCGACGCCAUCACGAGCAACGCGUCGCUGCGCCCGCGCGCCGAGCAGGCUGCGGGCCUGCAGAAGCUGCGUGAGGAGAUCUCCGAGCUUGAGGCGGAGCGGGAGGCAUACGGAGUGACGUGGAAUGAGCGGCGGGAGCAGUUCUCGAGGAUCAUGGAGGAGAGUAUGAGGUUGAGAAGACUCAUUCGCGACGAGAAGGAGGAGGUUGAGCGGAGGGAGGGCAUGGAUGAUGAUGCUGAGGCUGGCGGCACGCCGAGGGCGUCUGGGGUGGGGAGUAGGGAAGGGACGCCUGGGUUGGAGGGCCGGUUGGCCCCCAAGAGUGGUGCUGAGAGCGGGGAUGCUUCGGGCACGCCCAGGCCGCUUUCUGCAGGCGGGAGGACGCCGGCGAGGGGAAGCCCCGGUCCGCAACAGGGAAGCGGGUCGUUCACUGCCAAGUCUGCGACUGUUGUGGGCGAGAGCUUCUCGCAGGUUAGCAGCCACAUGGGGAGCCGUGAAGGCUCGGUAGAGAGGGACACGGAAGCAGUGCGGGCCGAGACGGAGGAGGGACAGGACGUCGAGAUGGGCGAGACCAAGUACGACGACUCAGAGCCUGACAGCCCGCUGACGCCGCCUCCGGCCGACGACACCCCGCAGAUCGUGGUCGAUGGGGAGCCGGAGAGCAUGGACACGACCUAGAUGACAAAUCCAAUUCAAGAGGGCCAUUAAGUGUAACAGAUGGGAGCGAGAUGUAGCAUACCUAAUUAACAUUGAGUCGCCUGCUUGCUUG
Messenger RNA from Parathielavia appendiculata, 1410 nucleotides. RefSeq lists its product as uncharacterized. Gene Ontology annotation, cellular component: THO complex part of transcription export complex. The transcript has a single exon. Gene Ontology annotation, biological process: mRNA processing. Lineage: Eukaryota; Fungi; Ascomycota; Sordariomycetes; Sordariales; Chaetomiaceae. Bases 150 to 1319 code for a protein of 389 amino acids. The record is from RefSeq and is a predicted model, not a curated record.